AGGCUCGCAAGCCAGCAAUUGAGACCUUGCAUCUCCCCAAACAUUGUACAAAUCUGAAGUUUUCCUGUGUCGCAGGCGACCAUCUUUAGAUCACGGCGCGAUUCUCGACCCAGAUCUAGAAGCUCGAGCAUCCAAGGACCUCGCAUGAGGCACGAUGCCUGCAGCAACGGCUGAUACUCCAGCGGUCGCGCUGUCCUGUGGGGGCCCCAUCUCAAUUGAAAUACCCAAGGACUCAUUUUGACUGACCAGCAUCACAGUUGCCAAUAACUUCUGGGGCAAGGAAGAUGCAGGAGUCGGUCCUCUCCUGGAUCGCAUGCAAGGCGCGAAGCAGACAUGUGAUGAGCUGAAAUCCUUCUAUGGUGCACGCGCAUCAAUCGAGGACGAAUACGCCCGUAAGCUCUUGAGCUUGUGUCGGAAAUCACUGGGGACGCACGAAACGGGUUCUCUCAAGACUUCUUUGGACACCGUCCGCGGAGAGGUGGAGUCCAUGGCAAAGCAGCACCAAAGCAUCGCUGCACAGAUGAAGACGGAGCUCGAGGAACCGUUGGCUGCGUUUUCUGGCGGCAUGAAGGAGCGACGAAAAAUUGUGCAGAACUCCAUCGAGAAGCUGCUGAAGACUAAGAUCCAACAAACUCAGCAAGUCAACAAGACUCGCGACAAAUUCGAGCAAGAAUGCCUCAAAAUCAAGGGCUAUCUGGCGCAGGGUCACAUGGUAAUGGGACAGGAGGAGCGUCGCAACAAGGCGAAGCUUGAGAAAACGCAGAUAAGCUUGGCCACAGCGAAUACUGAGUACGAAAAUGCCGUAAAAGCGCUCGAGGACACGACGGCGCGAUGGAACCGAGAAUGGAAAUCGGCUGCGGACAAAUUCCAGGACCUUGAAGAGGAGCGUCUCGACUUCACCAAAAGCAGCCUUUGGACGUUCGCGAAUAUCGCCUCUACGGUGUGCGUCAGCGACGACUCUUCAUGCGAGAAAAUACGUUUAUCGCUUGAGAAGAUAGAAGUCGAGAAGGACAUCGUUGGCUUCAUCACGGAAAGGGGUACUGGGCAGGAAAUACCUGACCCUCCCAAGUACAUCAACUUCUGCCGCGGGGAUGUCAAUGACAGCCAGUCGGAAGUAUCGGAAGACGAUAACUACUCGGUUGCUCAGUUUCCACGGAGCAUCAAUCCGGCUUUCCGUUCCUCGUCACCUCAGCCAUCGACCUUCGAAUCUCACCACGACCCCAAUUCUGCGUUGGCCAACAACUUGGCACACCGAGAGCCCGGGCAAUCGGCCAGUCGGGAAGCUACUGUCACUCCUCAAAAGGCUUCGUCGCAGCAACCACUCAAGAUGACCAUGGAUGAGCAGUACCCCGUUCAGGCGCCGCCCGCAACGCUGCAGUACGAUACUAGUCAGCAUGGCCCAUUAGCCGCUGUCCCACACGAUCCCUAUCCAAUGGACGGCAUGACGAUGCUCUGCCGCACUGGCCCACCUUCGGACCGAAGCUCCCAGCCGGCUUCUGCCCGGCCUUCAAGCCGAGAGUCACAUAGCGACUACUCCAAUCCGACAUCCUUCUCUAGUCAUGAGCCUCCUAGCGGGAAGACGUCGCCAUUGAAGCAGGAACAAACACCGACUUCAAGUCCGGAGAAGCGGGUGCUGAAGAAGAAGAGCGGCUUUUUCCAGAAUCACAGUCCUUUCCGGCGGAAGAGUACCAAAGAGCCGCACGCGCCUGUUCAGACCGGCCGACAUUCGCGAUUUGGCGGUAAUCAAAGCAAUCCCCAAAUGGAGCGCACGGCGAGCCCUGAACCUAUUGACGCGAAUGCCAGCCUUGCACUCGGUGUUGGCCAAAAUGUUCUCCCAGUCUCCACCGCAGACACUCAAAGACGGCCGGGCAGAGCGUCGGCAUCCGAAGUGGAUGAGAAUGACCCUAUCGCGGUCGCGCUUGCGGAGCUUAAGGGAGUCAACUUGGGCAAGCAAUCUUCCGUCAGGAUGUCUGCGGACCACUACCACGGCAUAGCAACUCCUGCACCCGGAGCUGAUAGAAUGGCACGCGUUGUACCCGGUCCCGGAAGCCAUGAUGCGGUGGCAGCCAGUCGGGGCACCCCUCCGCCAUCGUAUCAACAGCCGGCGCCGGUGUCACGCCUGGGAGUGCCACCACCCGCAGUGACCUCGAAGGCAAUGAAAGAGGCAUCCAAAAAGGUGGCAGACCAAACUCGAACCAUUUUUGGGAACGCGGGGAGGACAGAUGCGGGCAGCCGUGGAGCAUCACCAAGUUCCCGCCCAGGUACUCGCGGCCAUGACAUGCCACGGGCAGCUUCGCCGGCCCCAGCUCGCGGCGCGUCUCCCCAGCCAUUUGCGAAUGACUCGCGGGGCUCGGGCUACCGGUCUGCUUCUCCCAAUCCCUACGGCGGACAUCACCGACAGUCGUCCAAUAUGUCUCAGGGCCGACCCAACGACCAUGGAUACUACGGCUCUGCUUCUCCAGGCGGUUCAGCUCGCGGGGCGUCCCCAUCAGCUUACAGGCCACAAAGUAGUUAUGGGGGUGGUGGCGAUAUGGCCGUCCAGCUGGCGCCCGCAGGAAGCGACCCGUAUGGGUCUCAGCGAAGCAGAGGGUCUUCACGCUCUGACUCCCGUGCGAUGGGGCUGUACGAAGGCGGCUCCUCUCGGCCACGUAGUAAGAGUGUAGCAGAUCCGGCGCGGCAGUACUCCCGAGAUGGCCGGCCGAUACUGCAUUUUGCACGCGCUCUCUACAUGUACCAGGCGGCGAUUCCCGAGGAGUUAGGUUUCUCCAAGGGAGAUUACUUGGCUGUGUUCCGCCAUCAGGACGAUGGUUGGUGGGAGGCCGAAGUUCACGGCGGUAACGGCCGUGUUGGGCUGGUCCCAAGCAACUACUUACAACCAUGCUGAUUCCAGAGCAUGCAUGGUUCUGGCGGCUUUCCUUUUCUCUUUGUUGCGGGAAAGCGAUGGAAAUGAUGAGAACGAUCUUGUACAUGUCAUGUCAUUCUACGCCGCCGUCUUCACUAUCUUGCUUUUGCGUUGCUGUUGGAUCACGAGAGAGAAUGUAUCAAACGUUCGUUAAUGUAAAGAAUGAACAAACUAGUUACCUACUUACCUUAUUCAUACAACUCCAG
This is a messenger RNA of Purpureocillium takamizusanense, 3108 nucleotides long. RefSeq names its product formin-binding protein, variant 2 (gene HOF1). Bases 314 to 2884 code for a protein of 856 amino acids. The transcript is spliced from 5 exons. Gene Ontology annotation, biological process: cytoskeleton organization. Gene Ontology annotation, molecular function: phospholipid binding; protein binding. NCBI's taxonomy places the organism in Eukaryota, Fungi, Ascomycota, Sordariomycetes, Hypocreales, Ophiocordycipitaceae. Gene Ontology annotation, cellular component: cytoplasm; cell division site; mitotic actomyosin contractile ring, proximal layer. The record is from RefSeq and is a predicted model, not a curated record.